Molecule: messenger RNA, 335 nt
Organism: Candidula unifasciata
Lineage: Eukaryota; Metazoa; Mollusca; Gastropoda; Stylommatophora; Geomitridae
Source: the annotation of a GenBank genome assembly
UAAAGAAUAAAUCCCUGACACAAAAUUCACGAGAAGCCAGAAGAACUAAUCGUGAGAUGCGAGUAUUCGUCACUCUAACCUACAUCAUUAUAGGAUACCUAGUCUGUUGGGUCCCCUUCCAUUUUGUUUUUGACCUAACUGCUUUUGACCCGGAAUUGGUACCAAAUGUUGUGUAUGAUAUAACUUUCUGGUUGACCUACGUGAACUCUACGAUCAACCCAUUUUUAUACAACUUUUGCAGCCCCGAUUUUAAGCGGGCUUUCAGAAAAAUUAUCUGCAGAACGAAGUCUACACCAAAGGGCACAAGUUUAGGCUUGCUUGCGCCAAGUGUUUAG